This is a messenger RNA of Didymodactylos carnosus, 2286 nucleotides long. The record is from the annotation of a GenBank genome assembly. Lineage: Eukaryota; Metazoa; Rotifera; Eurotatoria; Philodinida; Philodinidae.
AUGCAAAAUAUUAAAUUGAGCUAUGGGAGAUUUUCAAAUGAAGCGCUAAGUUUCAUAUUGGCAUUUACAUACAAUGUCGAAAAUUCAACAAUUCAUUAUAAAAAAAUUUAUGUAUGCAAUCAAUUAUCGCCAUUAGAUGCAGUUGCUGUGAGAAAAUUUAUUGGAGAAUCCAAGGCAGUAAAAUUACUCUCAUCAAUAUCAUGGUCUGAUCGCUUAGAGGCAUGUGUUAAUCGUCUAUUAGGUUGUUUGUCUUUUGAAUGCACAAAAGAAACAUUGCGCGAAUCAUGUUCGAAUUUACUUCGUCAGGAAAAUCAGAGUUUGCUAUUCUUCCCCGAAGGAGAAUAUACGAGUGGGGUUGGCAUGUUGAAAUUUGACUUCCAACCACCAUGCUCUGUUCCACAAGGCACAACAGAUGAUAAUUAUUGCGAAAUUGUACGAGAAAAUAUGUGUCGCUCACUGAAUGUUGAAUGUACCAAAUAUACGGAUGGUGAUGUAAGAGAAUUGAAGAAACACCCAUAUCUAUUUACACAGAGACAAACUCAGCGACGUUUGGAACUUGAACAAAUGGUAAGAAGUGUGCAACAAAUUAUUCAAAAUAUUCCGGCAGAUAUUGUUCGACGAGAUCUGAUGAAGACAAACAAUUUGCAACAGACAGUAGCAAAUUUAAAAGCGGAAGAAGCACGAAGAGUACAAGCGAUAAUGAAAAAUACACACGAUGAUCUCGUUUUGAAUGCCAGUGUAAUAAAUGAUUGGUCUCAUUUGUCAAAUAUUGGACUAACAAAUGAUCAGUGGCAGCGAAAAGUUAUAGUUGUAGAAAAUAACGUAAAAUGUAAUAGAUAUGAGACGCUGAAAUUAUGCGAGAAAGAAAUAUAUAUACAAACAAAAUUAGAUAAAUUAUUAAAAAUCCAAGAAGAUUAUUUACAUAAGCAAUGGGAUUUAGAAAAAAAAGAACAAAGUCUAUGUAAAAUACUAGAUGCAUCACCAUUGGGAAUUGAUAAUGAAUCUACCGUUGGCCUGUUGCCCUAUAUUGAAAAAUUACAGAAUCAUUUGUUAACACUUGAGGCAUUGAAAGCGUUGCGUUUACAAAAACUGGCAGAAUACCGUCAAAAUUUAUUAAAUUCGUACGAAAAAUUGCAAUUAGAACCGUCAUCAAUACCAUCAAUUUCACUAUUAUUAAACGAAUGUUAUGAUCAAUAUUUGACAGAAGAGGCUCUCAACAAUAUUCAAAUUGUAAUAAAAGAUCUUGACAAUCAAAUUCAAUUGCAAAAAGAUCAUUUUCAUCAACUACGUCAAACAUUAACUUCACUGUAUGGAACAUUGAAGAUAACAGAGGAUAAUUUUUGUUUGGCAUUCAAUGAAACAUCAGUUAACUCAAUUAUUAUAAAGCAGCUUGAAAGUGAAAUUGAACGAUGUCGUGCGGAACGUAUGAAAAAUGCUCAAACAUAUGUGGAUAAUAUACGUACAAAAAUUUUAAAUGAAUAUGAAAAAUGUCAAGUUGGCAUAAGUGAACGUAACUGUUUGAUUGUCAUUGAUAAUGAAAAAUUAUCACCUGAAAAACUUGAUAAAUACGAUCGUGAAUUGGAACGUUUAGAACAAUUGUAUAUUGUUCGGCAACCAAUUAUUGAUUCUUAUAAAUUAUGGCUUAAUACGUGGAAUGAAUUUGUUAAAUUUAAUCAAUGGUCAAAAAGUUCCGAACGAUUUCAUGAACGAGGCUACAUGGCCUCCAAAGAAGUACAACAGCGUAAAUAUUUUAAUCAAUUAUUACCAAAAUUAGAAGAAGAUUUAUUAAAAAAAUUACAAAUAUGGAAAAAUGAAAAUACGGAUUGUGUAUUUUUAUUGAAUGAUAAAUCGAUAAAAGAACUUUUUGACGAGAUAAAAGAUGAAAAAUCAUUACAAAAGACAAUAAAUACUGUUUCAGAAAUAAAAACAGACGGUGAUAUAAAAAAGAAACCAUUGUUAAUCAAAACACAAUCAAAAAAAAUUUCUGUAGCAAAAUCAACUAUUGUCGAGUCUAAACCUGUUUCUACAGGCGUAUCAUCUCAGUCAAAAGUUUUAAAGGUUCCAGCAACAAAUCAUGAUCAAACAACACUAAGUAGUUUUGAACAAAUAUUAACUAAUUCAAAUGGUCACGUUAAAGCACUGACAUCAACUCCCAAUUCCUCGUUAACAACAAUUCUGGCAUCAUCGCAAGUUGUGAAAAGAUAUAAAACACAAACUAGAAAAAGUUCAAAACGUUUGCAAAAUGGUAUACAAUUACAACAAAGAAAAUUAGCAUCGAAAACUUAG